AUGGUGACUCCAGAAGUGCCGUGCCUAUCUAGGUAUCUUGAAGAACUUUCAUUAAAGGAAUUCAGUGCAACCUGUGAAGAGGUACUUAACACUGAUAACAUGAAAAAGUCUGAAGUUUCUGGAAUGGUGGCUAAAGCUGACAUCAACCCAAAAUCUGUAUAUCGUGCCCAAAAAUGGUCAGGCGAUGUGGAGAACUUGUACAGAUUUCAGCAAGCUGGAUACAGAGAUGAGGUUGAAUAUAAACAAGUGAAACAGGUUGAUACGGUAGAGUGUUGGCCAGAAACUGGAUUUGUUAAGAAACUUCAGAGAAGGGACAAUACAUUCUAUUACUACAACAAGAAAAGGGAAUGCGAAGACAAGGAUGUCCACAAAGUGAAAGUUUAUGUGUAUUAG
Messenger RNA from Apaloderma vittatum (bar-tailed trogon), 393 nucleotides. RefSeq names its product meiosis/spermiogenesis associated 1 (gene MEIG1). Gene Ontology annotation, cellular component: nucleus. The transcript has 3 exons. Lineage: Eukaryota; Metazoa; Chordata; Aves; Trogoniformes; Trogonidae. Bases 1 to 393 code for a protein of 130 amino acids. The record is from RefSeq and is a predicted model, not a curated record.